AUGAGCAGCAGGUGGAACAGGAGCCAGGCUGCAGUGGGCGAUCCCUGGGGACAGGCAUUAGGAGCACAAGCUGGAAAUGUUUCUCCCCCUGUAGCAUCCUCAGCAGCCAACUUCUCCAAUCAGUUUGUGCAACCCUCUUGGCGCAUUGCCCUGUGGUCUCUGGCUUAUGGUGGUGUGGUGGCAGUGGCCGUUUUUGGAAAUCUCAUCGUCAUCUGGAUUAUCCUGGCUCACAAGCGCAUGAGGACUGUGACCAAUUACUUCUUGGUGAACCUGGCCUUCUCUGAUGCCUCCAUGGCUGCUUUCAAUACCCUCAUCAACUUCAUCUACGCGCUGCACAGCGAGUGGUACUUUGGAGAGGCUUACUGUCGCUUCCACAACUUCUUCCCAAUCACAGCUGUCUUCGCCAGCAUCUACUCCAUGACAGCGAUAGCUGUGGACAGGUACAUGGCCAUUAUUGAUCCCUUGAAACCAAGGCUCUCUGCAACUGCUACCAAGGUGGUCAUUGGGAGCAUAUGGAUUUUGGCUUUCCUGCUGGCCUUUCCCCAGUGCCUAUACUCCAUAACCAAGGUGAUGCCCGGGAGAACUCUUUGCUAUGUAGCAUGGCCGGGUGGUCCAAAACAGCACUUUACGUACCAUGUCAUUGUGAUUGUACUGGUCUACUGCUUUCCACUGCUAGUCAUGGGCAUCACUUAUUCCAUAGUGGGAAUUACCCUCUGGGGAGGAGAAAUACCAGGCGACACAUCCGACAAAUAUCACGAGCAGCUCAAAGCUAAGAGAAAGGUGGUAAAAAUGAUGAUUGUGGUUGUGCUGACAUUUGCCAUCUGCUGGCUGCCCUACCACGUUUACUUCAUAGUUACAGGGAUCUAUCAACAAUUAAAUCGGUGGAAAUACAUUCAGCAAAUCUAUCUGGCCAGCUUUUGGCUUGCCAUGAGCUCUACCAUGUACAAUCCCAUUAUCUACUGCUGUCUCAAUAAGAGGUUCCGAGCUGGCUUCAAGCGAGCUUUCCGCUGGUGCCCCUUCAUUGAGGUGUCCAGCUGUGAUGAGCUAGAGCUCCAGACGGCCAGGUUUCAUCCCACCCGUCAAAGCAGCCUAUAUGCUGUGUCCAGAAUGGAGUCCAGCAUGACAGUGGUGUUCGAUGCUAAUGAUGGAGACAACACCCAUGCCAGCCGUAAGAAAAGAACAGCCCCAAGGGAGACAAGUUCCAAUGGCUGUUCACAGAGGAAUUCCAAGACCGUCUCCACAGCCUCAAGUCUCAUCAGUUCACUGCACACAUCAGUAGAUGAUUAUUCCUAAGCAUUUGAUGGUGACAGUUGCUAGAAGGGCAGCACUGGACAAUGCUCUCCUACUUUGGGACUAGACAUCCAUACCACAAGAACGCAAACGUAAUUCCACUGCCAAACCCUAGCUAUAAAUAUUGUGAGACUUUUACACAUCGCUUCUUUGCGUUGAAGAGAAAAAGGAACUUGACAACAUAUGUAUGAACCAGUACGAAAGCACAGUCACACCUUAUACAUGGCAAUGUUUGUAGGGAUUACCUAAAAUAAGCCAAUAGCAUAAAAAGUAUUGUUUUAGCUGUGUCUGACCUGUGGCAUCUAUGUUUCACUUACUGAAAUGUAACAGGCUCCUUUACUUAUUGAAGGCGAACUGUACAAUGUUUUCUAUUACAUGUAUUAAUUCUACAGUAACAAAGUUACAUAAGACCUAAUUAAAAAAUUUCUUUAUAAUGAAGACCUAAUGAGCCCCAAGUCAAUUCAAUUGGUUUACAAUUUAGCCCUACUCCCAGACAGACGAAACGAAGUUCACAUGAAUGAAGUUCAGCUCUGCUUGCAAUGGUACAUUUUUUCAAAUGCAUAUGAAAAAUGUUUUCAUUUUUUUAAAGGAGAAAAUCUCUAAAAGACUAAGUUAAAAUAUACUGAAGUUUCUAUAUUACUGAGCAUCAGCCUCCAAUGGAACACUUACUUUCAGGAGGAUAUAUUGCUUAGAUGAAUGUCCUAUAGCUUUGUAUCUUAGUGCUAAGAGUAAGCUCCUAACAGGAGCUUUGUGAUUGACUCUAGAAAGGUCAAAAAGUUUAAACUGGAGAUUCACAUGUAAGGACAAGUACCACUGCAGCAAUAAACCCUUCACUGUGGAAGAUACAGUAACAUGUUUCACUAUGAAACAACUUCACCAGGAAAAAAAAAAUAUAUAUAUUUGGACUAUUUUCCUAAAUUUUCCAUAGCUAGAUGCAUGGAUGCAUGUAAAAAUACUCCUCUGUCUGCAUCUGAAAAUGUGUUAGGAAUUAUUACACAGACACUUUCCUACACAAUUCAGUCAAAAUCCACUGACGAUCACUGUUGCAAGGAAAGCUGAACUUAAUACAAAAGGGUGCAGAGGGCAGCCUGGUUGUGUGAAUGUUUGUACCCAAACAGUUAAUCAAAACUUAGGCAAGAGUGCGAACGUCUUCCUAAGGUAGCCAGGCCAGCACAGGGGAGUGCGUACAUGGCUCAAGCCAAAUACGUACCAAAGCUGAGCAGUUAACAGAUGAAAAUGUGUAAAGAGAAGGGCUUGAGCAGGCUUUAGCCCACAUUCCUUCCUAGCAACUGGGGUUGCCAGCAUCAUGACAGUAAGCAUAUCAUAAGAGACUGGUAAUAAGAAUUAUGUUUUUAUUGUGAUUCAGCUGUAUAAUCAAUUGCUAUAUUCUGCUAAGUGUAAUUUGUAUUUUUAUUGUGAUUUCAGUGCAUUGCUGUAUCACUCUGCUAAAUCAAACUCAUGUGUAUGGUCAAAUAUGCUCAAAGAAGUAAAUCUGGUAUUUGAUAUUAAACUUUCCAUGUGUGGAAUAGCUGAA
This is a messenger RNA of Columba livia (rock pigeon), 2824 nucleotides long. RefSeq names its product tachykinin receptor 3 (gene TACR3). Bases 1 to 1293 code for a protein of 430 amino acids. The record is from RefSeq and is a predicted model, not a curated record. Gene Ontology annotation, molecular function: tachykinin receptor activity. Gene Ontology annotation, biological process: G protein-coupled receptor signaling pathway; positive regulation of flagellated sperm motility. The transcript is spliced from 5 exons. NCBI's taxonomy places the organism in Eukaryota, Metazoa, Chordata, Aves, Columbiformes, Columbidae. Gene Ontology annotation, cellular component: plasma membrane; sperm midpiece.